Molecule: messenger RNA, 993 nt
Organism: Thamnophis sirtalis
Lineage: Eukaryota; Metazoa; Chordata; Lepidosauria; Squamata; Natricidae
Source: RefSeq, a predicted model, not a curated record
AUGUGGGCUGCAUCUUCAAGCAGCCUCAUCAAGUUGGUCAUUGGAAUCAGAGUUGCAGAAAUAAACAAUUCUACCAUUACAGAGUUUGUCCUUCUGGGUUUCACCAAUUCCGUUGAACUGCAGAUAGUUCUCUUCUGGGUAUUUGCAUUCAUCUAUGCUGCAGCUCUAACUGCCAACUUCAUCCUCAUGUUUACUAUAUCUACUUACAAGAAACUUCACACACCUAUGUAUUUUCUCAUAUUCAAUUUGUCCAUAGUGAAUAUAUUGUCUAUCUCAGUUACAACUCCUCGGUUACUCCUGAGUUUUUUGAGCCAUAGCAAAACAAUUUCAUUUUAUGGUUGCAUCACACAAGUAUUUUUCAUUAUAUGGGCCUUGGGAUCAGAGCUGCUCCUUCUCUCAUUUAUGGCUUUUGAUCGCUAUGCUGCCAUUUGCCAUCCUUUGCAUUAUACUGUUAUCAUGAGGAAAGAAGUAUGUGUUGGUAUAGCACUCUUUGUAUGGAUUGUUGGAAUGAUAAACUCAGCUGUACAAGCUGGACUUAUGCUGCAGCUUUCUUUUUGUGAUUCCAAUGUCAUCAAUCAUUUCUUCUGUGAUAUCCCUGCAAUAUUAGAUCUGGCAUGUUCAGACACAAGUAGAAAUCAUUUUACAACAAUGGUUGCAGAUGUGGUGUAUGGCAUUGGUAGUUGUAUGUUGACUCUAGCAUCCUAUUUUUUUAUACUGAGGACCAUUGUCAGAAUUCGUUCCAUAGAAAAGAAAAGGAAGGCAUUCUCCACAUGUUCCUCACAUCUCUUUGUAGUCAGUUUUUAUUUUUCUGCAAUCAUCUACACAUACAUCAGGCCUUCUUCAGUCUAUUCCCUAGACAAGGAUAAACUUGUUUCUCUCAUUUAUCUGGUAGUAACUCCGGUUGUUAACCCACUCAUAUAUUCUUUGAGAAACAAAGAUUUUAAAGAAGCAGUUAAAAUGUUUACCGGUAAACUCAAGUUCCUUCCAACGUGA